UCAAUAAGCGUCCCGAGGCCAAGCCCUAGCCGAGACUUCUAAAUCGUGGUUUUAGCAACCCGUAUUGUAGGUGCGGCUGUGCAACGAUUGACCAAGACUUGGGUCCAACGAUGACGAAGCGGAUUCCGAACUUGGAAGCCAUAUUGCAAAUGUUACCAAUUCUGCUAUAUCAGCUCCCUGGAUUUCGCCCUCAUGAGGGCUGUGACAGGCUCCAAUAUCUGCCUCGUCAGACUCUGCCAUCCAAUGCCUGGCUUUCUCGUCAUCCUCUCACAAUAGGCAAAAUUGAAGCAUAACAAACCCCUUUCUCCAACCUUCUGGCACACUCACUUGAUCUCUACCCUCACCGACAUA
This is a messenger RNA of Pseudomassariella vexata, 351 nucleotides long. RefSeq lists its product as uncharacterized. Lineage: Eukaryota; Fungi; Ascomycota; Sordariomycetes; Amphisphaeriales; Pseudomassariaceae. The record is from RefSeq and is a predicted model, not a curated record. The transcript has 3 exons. The coding region runs from base 111 to 293 and encodes 60 amino acids.